Molecule: messenger RNA, 1314 nt
Organism: Purpureocillium takamizusanense
Lineage: Eukaryota; Fungi; Ascomycota; Sordariomycetes; Hypocreales; Ophiocordycipitaceae
Exons: 2
Coding region: 1-1314 (437 amino acids)
Source: RefSeq, a predicted model, not a curated record
AUGGAAGUAGAAAGGCAGAUGUUUGCGAGGAACUUGGUCGAGCUGAGAGAAGCGCUGAAGCACGUUCCUCUACUGAAGAGAGGAUGCGUGCAGUGCGAUGGCAAUGCAAAGCUCCAGUGUCCGUCCUGCCCCCAAGGGCAGAGCUGCCAGUUCUCGGUACCUACAGACUGCACACAAUGCCCGGCGGCGGUCUGCCUGCCUAACGACACGACGCCUCCGCCGAGCAACGACGGCGGAAAGUCCGGCGGCGACAGCGGGCCCAACGUUGGCCCCAUUGCCGGAGGUGUCGUCGGUGGUGUUGCGGCAAUCGCCAUCCUGACGUACCUAGUGUGGAGGUUCCUCAUCAGGCCCAAGAGGUCAAGCGUCACCCAGUCGAUCUACGAGCCUUCAGGCAACUCAGCUCGCGACGUUGAAAAGGACAAUGCUUCGCGAAUCACUCAUCGCUCAUCCACCCACACAGUCCACUCCAUCGCAUCUACCGUCCUGACGCGAGCAUCCAACAUCAUCCAGAUUGCGUACAUUCCCGGAGUCACCAACCGAGCAACGCCGACGUCGCCAACAGUUCUCGUGCCUCCCGUGCCGCCGAUCCCGAUGCAUCACUCGGGCGCGCAUCGUGCGUCCAACCAGGACGACCAGCACUUCUUCGUCCCCGGGAACCUACGAGACUCCACAUACUCUGGCAUCUCCGAGUUCUCAGACCGCACGUCGUAUGCGCCGCGCUCUAGCAUCGCGUCGACAAUAUACGGCAAGCAGGCGCAAAUCCAAACUCCCGCGCAAACAGGCAUGCGUGCCAAGCCCACUGUCGUCAGCGUCAAGUCAGGUAGCGCGAGUGGGGCCAACACGCCGCCCGUCCCUAGCAUCGACUUUGAGAGGUUUGGUGCCGGAAGACCACAGAGCAACGCCAGCGUCUUCAGUGUCGGCUCGACUUUUGUCAAUAACGCGAACACGGCCACGCAGGCACGGGCGCAAGUGGUGAAACUAGGAGGGGGUCUGAAGAAGAUUGAUGUCGGGGCCAAGUCAGAGGCCAGCGUCUCAUCCACGUCGUUGGUAUCGACAUCGUCUCCGACCCCGUCUACCAAGAACACAACAGCAGACUCCCACGCGGCUACAGUCAGGAAUCCGUCGCCUGUUGGUGAUCUCGGUCCAUUCUCCGACCCUCCGGGUACGCCCAAGACGCCCAAUAUCCCGAAACUCGUGGCGGUCAUGGAGGACGAUGAGGAGCCCACUCGGUCUGGAAGCCGAACGUCGAAACGGUCUCCAUCGGUUGAAAGGGGCCGCAGCCCUUUCGGUGACGAACACGCCACAAAAGAAUGA